Chilo suppressalis (striped riceborer) is the source of this 1441-nucleotide messenger RNA. The record is from the annotation of a GenBank genome assembly. NCBI's taxonomy places the organism in Eukaryota, Metazoa, Arthropoda, Insecta, Lepidoptera, Crambidae.
GAAUACGGCCGAGCCUAUGCAGGUUGAUGUUCCAAUGGAAGAUAAUGAAAACAAUGAAACUGAGUGCUAUGUUGUCGAAAACUCAACACUGGAUUUGGAAACAUAUGCUGCAUCCUACACAGGCUUUGCCAAAUUGUACAGACUAAUGUUUGUAGCAGAUCAUUGCCCUUCUCUCAGGCUGGAAGCCUUAAAAAUGGCCAUAUCGUAUGUCAUGACCACGUAUAACGUAAGUCUUUAUCAAACUCUCCACAAAAAGUUAGCUGAAGCAGUAGCAUCUGCAGGACUGCCUGAUGUAGCCGUUCAAAUGGGAUCACAAGAUAUACCUGUACUUGAUGCUAUGUGGGUAGAGUCCAGAACGAAAAAAGCUGCCAUCAAACUGGAAAAGUUAGACACAGACUUAAAAAACUAUAAAACAAAUUCUAUAAAAGAGAGCAUUCGAAGAGGACAUGAUGACUUGGGUGAUCAUUACCUAGACUGUGGAGAUCUGACUGGGGCCCUUAAAUGCUAUUCCAGAGCAAGAGAUUACUGCACAAGUGGAAAACACAUAAUAAUGAUGUGCCUAAAUGUAGUGAAAGUGUCAGUCUAUUUGCAAAAUUGGGCACAUGUUCUUAACUACGUUUCAAAAGCAGAAGGUACACCUGACUUUAAUGAGGUUCCAGCAAAGGACUCUAAUCAGUCUAUACUUACUCGUUUAAAAUGUGCAGCAGGCUUGGCAGAACUAGCAACAAAAAAAUAUAAAUCAGCAGCAAAGCACUUUUUAGCGGCUAGCAUUGAUCACUGUGAUUACUCUGAGCUGCUUAGCAGCAAUAAUGUGGCAGUGUAUGGAGGAUUGUGUGCCCUUGCUACUUUCGACCGGUCUGAAUUACAAAAGCAAGUCAUAGUUAGCAGUUCUUUUAAAUUAUUUUUAGAACUAGAACCACAAUUACGUGACAUCAUUUUUAAAUUCUAUGAAUCUAAGUAUGCAUCAUGCUUAAGGUUACUGGAUGAAAUAAAGGACAAUCUCCUCCUAGAUAUGUAUUUAGCGCCACACUUAAAUUCUUUAUACAUGCAGAUUCGUAACAGAGCACUGAUUCAGUACUUUAGUCCAUAUUUGUCAGCUGAUAUGAGACUAAUGGCAGCAGCUUUUAAUCGCACAGUAACUGCACUUGAAGAUGAGCUAAUGCAACUAAUACUAGAUGGGCAGAUUCAAGCUCGUAUAGACUCUCACAAUAAAAUAUUAUAUGCUAAAGAUGUAGAUCAAAGAAGCACCACCUUUGAAAAAAGUCUUGCCAUGGGUAAAGAUUAUCAACGGCGGACAUCAAUGUUGAUAUUACGUGCUGCAAUGCUCAAAAAUCAAAUCCAUGUGAAGAAUAUUGGUCGUGACACUGGACCCCAAAGUGGUGAAGCUCCUGGUUCAAGCACUAGUAUCCCUACACGCACCUUUGACACAGUGACCUUGUGA